AUGGUUGACUGUGUCACUCCUCCUGGCCAGAACCCACAACCCACCUUCCAUCGCGCCUUGUCUUCCACUACAAUCGACUAUAUUCUUGCCUCUCCUGAUCUUCACCCUCGCACUACUGACUCCCAGGUGAGAUAUAUUCACCAAAACUGGUCCGAUCAUUGCCUGUUGACCGUCCGCUUGGCUCUCCCUUCCACCCAAUCCUCUGGUGGUCUUGGCAUCCUCGACCCGAUUACACAGCAAUGCGCUCUUCAGCUUCGUUGGCUCAAGCCAAUAAUCCAGAACCCAUUGGGUCCCCGUGGUUUGGUCCCCAAAUGGAUGGCUUCUCUCCUUCGCACUGAGAAUACGGAUUGUGAUCCCCUUCUACUUUGGAUCUUCCCAGACUCUAGACCUCGCACCCAUCGCUCACUGGAUUCGCCUCUUCAUCUUGUCCUGAAGGCCAUGGACCACCUCCCGCACAAGUUUGACGACGUCCUCACGAAUCUAUCCACGUGCCUUAUGUUGCCCUUGUCCUCCAUGGUUAAUAGCCCUCCCUCUCAUCCGCCCUACCGACAAUCUUGGCGAGACCUGAAGGUUAACCACCUAUACCAAAUUGAUCAUAAUUUGGACGUCCUGAUGCCCAUUGCCCCUGCUAGACCUCUUCCUCGAUUUAUCACUCUUAAUCGUAUCCUACAAAGACUUCUCGACCGUUCACUUGUGGCUCACCCUAUCCUUUUCAGAGCUUGUAUUCCUACAUUCAUCCUAGAAUCGCGACAUUUGGAUAUACCUCCUCGAGAUGGGUCCCCCUUUGACUUUGAUCCCUUCAUCUCUGCUCUGGUCCUCGGCAAACCUUGGUCACGCUUGUCCACGCGCUCUUACCGGCUGACCUGUUCUCAUCAUCAUGCUAAUGCUCAACCACUUAGCCCCCAUCUUAGCCCUCGCCAACUGCACUCUUUCUGGUCUUUCGCACUUCCUCACCGGGCCCGUAAUGUUUGGUUUCGCGGCUUACACAACAAACUAUCUUGCCGAGCUCUUCUGCACCACAUUAUGCCCUUCACUGUUUCUUCACCUCUCUGCAAUAUCUGCCAGAUGUCAAUCGAGACGCAAGAGCAUUUUCUUCUUUCUUGUCCUUUGAAAUCCGCGGUGUGGUUAGGCAUUUGGUUAGAAUUUUUCGGCACCGUCCCACCACCUUCUGCACUUUCCUCGGCAUUCACAUCCUUUCUCUUCCCUCCCACGCUGAACCCCAGUAUUCCAGCCGCCUCGGUUUUCGGACUGACCAUCCUUGCUAUCUGGGACCACCAUUGGGCACUCCACUUUAACUCUGCUCCUUUUUUACCUUCCUUGGUUCUUGCCACUGCUAGGAAAUCAAUCUCCCGCAUCUGCUCAGAGCUCGAGCUUGACUCCGCUGACUCUUCCCUCGCAUAA
This is a messenger RNA of Phycomyces blakesleeanus NRRL 1555(-), 1401 nucleotides long. RefSeq lists its product as hypothetical. The transcript has 2 exons. The record is from RefSeq and is a predicted model, not a curated record. Lineage: Eukaryota; Fungi; Mucoromycota; Mucoromycetes; Mucorales; Phycomycetaceae. Bases 1 to 1401 code for a protein of 466 amino acids.